Drosophila hydei is the source of this 1606-nucleotide messenger RNA. RefSeq names its product folliculin (gene BHD). Gene Ontology annotation, biological process: positive regulation of TORC1 signaling; negative regulation of transcription by RNA polymerase II; positive regulation of GTPase activity. Gene Ontology annotation, cellular component: cytosol. Gene Ontology annotation, molecular function: GTPase activator activity. The transcript is spliced from 3 exons. Lineage: Eukaryota; Metazoa; Arthropoda; Insecta; Diptera; Drosophilidae. The record is from RefSeq and is a predicted model, not a curated record. Bases 104 to 1534 code for a protein of 476 amino acids.
CGCAUGCGGUCACAUUGACUAAAGUAAAAAUAAAUAACAAGCGCGUGCCCAAAAAGAUCUGAAUUUUUUGUAAACAAAAACUAUUUUUGCCCGGAAUACAUAGAUGAACGCUGUAAUUGCGCUAUGUCAUUUUUGCGAAGCACAUGGUCCCUGCGCCAUCUUUUGUACGCAAACGUUGCGUGACACAAAAAUCGAAGACCUACUGAAUGUAGAGCAGCAACAGCAGCAGGGCCAAAAGACUUGUUCAGCUUGCAAUUAUACACUGGGGCGCAAUAACAAUGCCAUCUACAGCAAGGAUACGGAGAGUGGCGCCACAUUUGUGAGCACUAAAGUGGCUGUCCUGCCUGAAGUGGCAAAUCUGGUCAAGCAGGCAGCCGUGCGCAGUCUCAGCUGUGAGAUAAACACCAACAGAGAUGGCGAUGGCGAUGGGGGUUUCGUUUUCUUUGGUGACUCGUCUCGAGGACAUAUACUUAGCCACACAUUUCGCGUCAGCGAUUUGCAGUCUCGUGGCUACUAUCAGCUCUUCUCGAUUAUUGUUUUAAUGAAGGAUAAGUAUUUUCUGCUAAACACAAAACCCUUUCUGGCAGAGCAUUUGAAGAAAGUUUCCACGGAAUUGCAAACCGGAGCGCAGCGCACCAAGGCAGCUGAAGAGCAGAAUUAUUCGGUUAGACAACGUCGUUUGUCAGGCGCACAGUUUCUGAUGCCGACACCACGCUCUCUGAUCGAGUUGACUGGAGAGGAGCAUGUAUUCGCUCAGUUGCACUCCCAUUUUGCUUGGAUACUGCUAGCCGGAUCGCGAUUCCUUACCGAGCACGUCACCUUCGGCAACCUGCCGUGGUUGCCACCGCAGAGCAGCGGGCGACCGCCGGCACAGCGACUGACGUACAACAGCUCUACGCUGCCAAUGAUACAAAUGUAUGAGGAGAGCAUCGAUAAUCCCGAACAGGAUGAAUUCUUCUCGCUGCGACAUAUUAAGAUGGUGGUACGCAAGGAGGACUUUGCUACCGUUUGCUACUGCGCCCUAACGGGCGUUAAGAUCAUUGUUCGUGGCGCACCGGACCGCACCUUCCAAUUCAUGGUGUGCCUGAAGAAACUGCUGCCUGAACCAAUGCACAAUUUAAUGCGCAUUGAUGCACAGCAUCAGCACUCAAUCAGUUCGGAGUACAAGAUAAUAUCGGUGUCAAAUGAGAUUGCCGUACCAAUUGCUAGUAGUUCCGUGCUCCGCAUUGACUUCUUAGAUAAGCAUGUCAAUGGCAACGAUAUCGUCUCCGUUAAGUGGCCCGGCGAACUGCCACGCAAGUAUCCUGACCUUAUGGUCAAGCUAUUGAAAGCCGUACAAGCAGUCGAGGAAAAGACUUUCACCGAGUUGGUGCUCAACAAGCAGACAAAGGUGCUUAUCGAGGAGUGGAAGAACAAGGUCAUUUGCCUGAAUCAUGCCAAAUCCGGGAGCGUGCAGGCCAAGUUGAAGAAGGUUCUCGGAGUGCAGCCGCAGGAUCAACCAAUUCUCAAUUAUUGGAGCACACACUUGCACUAGGCUUAGAUUAGCUUUAGAUUUAUUGUACAUACGAGUAUAGAAAUUGUUUUUUCACUUUUUGGAAUAAAAGUU